AUGGCAGCGUGGCUUGAUCUUGUCAAUGAGGAUGGAGCCUGGACUUUGGUCGAUACCAGUCGUCUGGAGGAGCUGGUGCAGGGAAUGCCAUCUCCGAAACGCCAAAGCCCAAGUUUGGUCUACUUUGCUGGAAGCUCGAAUCGCUUGAAAGCCCUGCGAGCUCUUAUACCCCACAACAAUGUCACUCGCAAAGGUCCUGCGGGUUGGAUCCGUCUUCACCUGUGUGGGAGAUCCGGUCAUACUGAAACCCCCGUCCUUUUUGCCGAGAGUAGCCUGCUUUCCGAAAAAAGCCAAGGCGACUCACGAUGGUCCACACAUCAUGCUAGCCAUCGACACCGGCGAUACGCGAUUCCAGAUGCCGAGAGUGUCUGUUCACCGGCAAAACUACACCAAGAAGUGAAAGCCCAACUCAUCCUGCCAUGGACCCAAAUUUUGUGCCUGUUCAUCGACUCCAAAUCCGACUUACAGUCUGCCCGAAAUCUGCUGCAGCAGCCACGUCGACAGCUUGCGAUUGGCGGCCAGCCUGUCUCCACAUCCAUGCGGAUAGUCAUCGUCUUGACCAAGCAAGAUGAUUCGCAUCCUACAUCAGCGCGGCAAUUCGCCGAUUUCGAAGCAUUUGCUGAGACUGGGGAGACCGUCGUCCUGGAUCUGCGUCCAAGAUGCGGCCUCUCCGAAACGGUCGCAUUCGAACCUCUUCGAACUCUCAUCGUGGAGCAGCUGUCCGCUAUUCGGGAUCAGCAAGAGUCCACCUGUCGUCGUAUCUCAGCAUCUCAUCUAGCUGCCUUCUGGAAGUCUUACAUCCAAAGCUACAAACGAUCCCUGAACGCACCACGCUUUGAUCUCUUGAUCGAAGCCCGGAGAGGCUAUCCCGAUGACAAGUCGAUGGGUCGCUUCCUCCGAGAGGGUGCCCAUACCGUCAUGUACUCUGGCUGCGCCGAGGACGAGAUGCAUGUCUUUGUGGCCUCGGCCUUCCUGAUGCAUGCGUACCCCCCUGGAAUGCACGGUUUCUCCCCGCCCAUCGUCUUUGCCGCAUUGUAUGAGAAGCAUUGUGUCGAGAUCUCGCAGAACGGUGCCUCUGACGGUCACUCCGACGGUAUUUUAUCGUAUUUCAGUCAGCAAUUCCUGCAAUUGGACACCAACAACACAUCUGCGAUCGUUCGAAAAAAUGUACUGCAUCGGUUCUUUUGCCGAUGGGGCGGCCUUCAAUCCACCACGACCUGCUUGGUGUGCUUGUGUCGGCCUCCCGAACACAUGAUGCCAUGCAAGCACGCACUCUGUGACACCUGUGUUGUGAUCUUUGGCAAGUCGAGUUCUAGUGGCGAGUAUCAUUGGGACCUCACUGAAUGCCCCGUGUGCGGUGAGCCUUUCCUCGUCAGUAUACGCCAAUUACCCCCUACUAAGCACCCGGUGAUCCUCAGUCUUGACGGUGGGGGCGUCCGCGGCCUGAUCCAACUGGGCCUUCUGCAAGCGCUGGAGAAACGCAUUGGCCUGCCGAUCGCGUCUCUCCCCGACCUGUGUCUUGGAACGAGUGUUGGGGCGUUGACAGCGAUUGAUAUAUUUUUGAACCAUUCUUCGGUCGAAAAUUGUGUACAGGCGUUCCCAGACCUGGCGCGAAAAAUAUUCCGUCGCUCACGGGGCCCGGUGCCGCGAUUCGUUCGAUGGUUGGCUUCUGCGUUCAACUUGAUCCCCAGUAGCCUCUAUAAUUCGCAGGGACUAUCGCAGACUUUCAGGGAGGUGGUAGGCCUAGACCGCCGUCUAUUCGACGUGAAUACGGCCAACCCGGCUGGAUGUCGGAUUGCCGUCGUGGUCAGUCGCACGUCCGACGGCAAGGCCUGUGUGCUGGCAAAUUACCGAGGCACGGGCCCGCGCCGUGGAAACUCCGCCUACCAAUUUUUAGCGCCCGAUGACGAACAAGAGAAUCCUUUUCUGUGCGACAUAGCCGAGUGCAGUGUCGCAGCGCCCUUCUAUUUCCAGCCAGGACGUCUGCCCGGCUUCGGCUCUUUUCAGGAUGGCGGGGUACGCGCGAACAACCCGCUUGCCAUUGCGUUGAGGGAGUCUGGCAUCAUUUGGCCGCGUGCGAAACGACAUGAUCUUCUCUUGUCGGUGGGCACCGGGUUCACCGCGCCUGCUCUCGAUCAUGGCUUGCGACACAAGGCCUGGGACGGUGCUCUCCCGCGGCUCUUCCGCGCCACAAUGUCCUCGCCCUCCAUGGACGGACAACAGGGGUUUUCUGAAGCACUGAAUUACCUGCCGCACGGGUCAAAACCGGAUGUUCUUCGCCUCGAUCAGGCCAUCCCCGCUCCGCUCCCCGAGCUAGACGACAUCAGCGCGUUGCAAGAGUUAUCUGAGAUGAAGAUUCUCGUUCCAGAUGAGCUGGUGAGGAUGGUGCUCGCGUCGGCAAUGUUUUUCUUCGAAUUCGACGCGACUCCCGUUCCUGGACCGGUCGGAUUCCACUGCGAAGGGUCUAUCCUGUGCUCACGGCCGGGGGUUGGCGAAAUUCUCGCGCGUAUCUCGAUUGAAAUCCCUGGUGCAAAGUUUCAAGCUGGUCGGGAUCAAGUCCUGGGGGAUGUAGACCUACAUGACUGCUGCAAUUCCUGUGGGUAUUAUAGGAAACGCGUCGCCUUUCACAUUGCCAGCCUGGAAGAGCGUUUCUCCAUCAACAUCGUCAAUGGUAGUUGUUGUGAAAAAAUUGGUGGAUUCCCAAAGUCCGCAGAGGAAUUCCUCGAUGCGCAGCAGGCGUUUGCUCAUUUUGGCCGCGCGGACCACCAAACGCCAUCAUGGCCACCCGUGAGGCAUUGCUACUGUGCUUAUGGGGUGAAAAGGACGAUUCGGUUCCUGGAACCUUCGUCGCGGCAGAAGCGAAGGCGGCUGUGA
Messenger RNA from Penicillium verhagenii, 2874 nucleotides. RefSeq names its product patatin-like phospholipase family protein. The record is from RefSeq and is a predicted model, not a curated record. NCBI's taxonomy places the organism in Eukaryota, Fungi, Ascomycota, Eurotiomycetes, Eurotiales, Aspergillaceae. Gene Ontology annotation, cellular component: membrane. Bases 1 to 2874 code for a protein of 957 amino acids. Gene Ontology annotation, biological process: arachidonate metabolic process. The transcript is spliced from 5 exons.